Messenger RNA from Knipowitschia caucasica, 333 nucleotides. The record is from the annotation of a GenBank genome assembly. Lineage: Eukaryota; Metazoa; Chordata; Actinopteri; Gobiiformes; Gobiidae.
AUGGACCCUCCGACCCUCAGACUCCUGGACCCUCAGACCCAUGGCCCCUCAGACCCCUGGAACCUCAGACUCAUGGACCCUCCGACCCUCAGACUCCUGGACCCUCAGACCCAUGGCCCCUCAGACCCCUGGAACCUCAGACCCAUGGACUCUCAGACCCCUGGAACCUCAGACCCAUGGACUCUCAGACCCCUGGAACCUCAGACCCAUGGACUCUCAGACCCCUGUAGCGAACACAGAGCUCCCACAGUUGCCUUAGAGUUCACCAGUUCCUCCACACUUUACAUGAAGUUCUACUGGAAGUGUGAUGUUUCACUUUUACUUUCAAACUAA